Molecule: messenger RNA, 5322 nt
Organism: Plasmodium inui San Antonio 1
Lineage: Eukaryota; Apicomplexa; Aconoidasida; Haemosporida; Plasmodiidae
Exons: 1
Coding region: 1-5322 (1773 amino acids)
Source: RefSeq, a predicted model, not a curated record
AUGCAGGAUAGCAAGGAAGAAUCCAUCAGGAGUGAACCCAACAGGGGAGAUGGCCCCACGAGGACCAACAACGAUAGGAAGAAGAAGAGGAAAGAAAAAGAAGAAAAAUGCACAAAUAAAAUUACUAACUUCUUCAAGAUUGUAAAGAGUGGCAAAGUGGCCAAGACCCUCCAGACACCGAACCCCUCCAACUGUGAGAACAACCAACAUGUCGACGAGCACGCAUCGGACAUACAUACCAUCAUAAAUAUAGACUCCCUAGGGAGGAAUUCCCAAGUGAAGGAAAAUAUACACCAGACUUGUGACCAGAAUGUGUUACUCACUCAUGUAGAUGCGCCAGGAGAAGAGGGGACAAGUCAAAUGGAAUAUCCCCCAAGAGAGGAGAGCCCAUUUUAUGCCUCACCAAGAGUAGAAAAUGAACUGUCCAGAAGGAUGGACCAAAUCAAUGUGAACCCGUCUCCUCAGACAUGUGGAAUUUCCAAUGUGAAAUCGAUUUUGUGGAGGGACGUGAGUAGGGUGCCAACCCUUAGCGCGACGUUGAUGAGGAAGGAGGAAGGGGGUGACAUCAAAACUGAUGGUGAAGAGAAGCCGCGUGACGAAAUUCCCCCUGAUUGGAAACCCCCCCAUGGGGAACCCCAAGACGAGGGGAACAAAAGAGAAAGGGGACUCAAAAGGAAAAAAAAUGACUCGGGUGAAUCGGAUGAAUUGGACCAAUCGGUUCAAUCGGAUCAAUCGAACCAAUCGGAUCAAUGGAAUCAAUCGAAUCAAUCGAAUCAAUCGGAUGAAUUGGAUUACUCUGAUGACGAGCAUGACGCGAAUAGCUCACUGGAUAUGAGCGUAACGGAAGAGGAUGGUGCCGGUGGUGUUCCUGGGCAGGAUCAGUCGAAGAGACCCCGCGUAGACCUCUCUUCUAGACCACCCACAGAAGCGAAUGACAUUGAAAAUGUUCACUUAGAACCCAAUAGGAGAGACGACAGAGACAAAAAUGUGCGCUCCUCCAUCCCCCCUGAAGAAGGCGCAAAGGUAGUGAAGGCGAGGAAAAUCUCCCUCGUCAAUUUUUUCGGCAAUGACAUUCAAAUCACUGUGAAUGUGAAUAAGGACAGUGCUUCCGAGGGUGGGUUCAGCAGUGCGGAUAGCGACGGGACCGGGUCUAGCCUCGGCUGCACCAGAAGGUCCAAACUCAGGCGGGGCGCCAAAAGCGGGGCGAGAAGCGGAACAGGUGCAGAUAAUACACUUAAAAGGCGAACUGGUGAAGGUAAACUUAAAGGCGAAACUGGUGGAAGGACACCCAAACGCGGCGCCGGCGGAGACGAAGCAGACACCCUCAGAAAGCUAAACCCAUCGUACAAAAGAAACUCCAUUUCGGACGUAGAAAGAUAUAUCAAAAAUAAUGGUGCAAUCUAUGUGAAGAAAAGAAAAAGGGAAAGGUAUAACCCCGAUAGCUGUGACAGAGGGGAAGGGGGUCAAGCCAAUGAUGAGUUGUCCCAAAACGGACAUGCGAACAACCCCGUAACACCAGGAAACAGAAAUUAUGUAAAGGAAAACAAACGAGUGUUAAAAUCAGAUAAUGAAUUUGAAUUGGAGCGAGCCAAAACGAAGAGGGUAGGGAUCGGGAGAGUCAGUUGUGCAGGGGUAGGUGCGUGCACGAGCAUUGGCAUUGACACAGACGCCCAAGCGCAUGCCGACGCGGGGGAAGGACGCAACAACUCUAGUAGCAGGGCUGGCAGAAAGACGUGCCUGAACGUUGGCUUUGUUACCGGGUUCUGCAGAAAGGCGAGGAAAAGCUGCGCAGUGGGUGUAGGUGGCGGCGAUGCUGAUGGAAAUGAUGAUGACGAUCACUCUCAACAUGACGAAGAUGACCCCUCUGGCGAACCCGACUUCCCCCCCAUCGUGCACCCAGAUGGCGCAUGGGUGAAACACGCAACGAAGGCACAAAAGAGGAACAGAAAAGACGGCGCAAUUGGGAACCAUUUCGAAACGAAUCUAUACCAAAUGAAAAAUAACGUACAGGAAAAAUUAACCUCCAUUAAAAAUAGCUUCAGGCUAAAUGAUAACGUAAGUGAUAUUCUGAAUGAGAAGAAGCGGAUCAAAAUUCUUCGAGUUCUGAAUAAGUACUAUUUUGACAGAGAGUACAAUGACUACGUGGGGGGUCAGCAGGGAAGGGGAAGCCCCCAGAAGGGCGCCAGGCAGAAGGGUGGCACGUCAAAGUGUUCCACCGCGCACUGCUCCUUCGCGAAAGGCGGCGCCCCACGCGAGCUGCUGAGAGACCACUCGAGCAAACCCUUCACCUUCUUCAUCGCGGGGAAGUUCACCCUCUUUAGCAACUUCGCACUGACGAAGAAGCUGAAAGAUGCAGGGUACGGGAUCACGAGCAACUUGCGGAGAAGCAACGCAUUAAUCAUUGGACACGAUUUAAGUGAGGAUUUUGUAAAAAAAAUGGAAAAGUUUAAUGGUCGCAUCUUUGGUGAAGAGGCUAUUCUACACCACCUAAAUGUAGACAUAAAAAAACGCAUUGAUCUUUUUUCCCCGAUAAAUAAAAAUAACGCAAAACGGUACAAGUUUCUAAUUAACCAGACUAAUAUAGAUAGUGCACCGACAGAAUCGAUUGAGAGAAGGGUUCUUCAAUUCUGCAGAGCCAUACGGAGGAACUUGUCUGAAAGUUUAGAGGCUUCUCAUUCUGGGUAUAAAAGUUUGUUUCUUUCUAAUUUGACCAAACGGUUAAGUGACUUUUUUUUGUUUUUGCAUUUGUCCAAGGGGAAGUUCCACUCCGACAUAAACUCCCUGCUGUAUCGGUACAGCAGAAAGCACCACGAGUUGAUGCUCCGGCUGCGCAGUGAUGAGAAGGCUUCAAACCUAGUGCACCCUCUGCGCAGUGAUGAGAAGCCUUCCCAGUCAGUUCCCCCCCUCCGCAACGACGAGGAGACUUCCGAGUUAGUGCUCUUCGUUCGCAACCUCUGCGACGUUUUUUCCGCGUGCUACGUCAGUGACGACUUGUUGAGGUGCGGCCCGGUGGGAGAGUUCAUUUCGGCCAGAGAAAACAGGUCCAAGGAAAAGCCUCUGGACAGUCAAGCCAGCACCCCCCCGAGAGGCAUCCCCCACCCGAUGAUGUAUCCAUCUCAGAGCAGCCAGUCAAAGGAAGACAACCCGGAAGGGGAGAGAAAGGACACUGACAUGGAGAAGAAAAUACGCCCCCCAGGAGGAGAUCACGAUGGGGAUGGCUAUGGAGAUGUCCAUGAAGAUGACCCUGCCGAUGAGUCCUCCCUGGAGUACAUCUCCCCCGAGGCCUACUUCGAGGAGACGGACCAAUCCGGCGAAAUGUUCAACGAGGAAAAGGAACUCAACAAUGACAGUGCGACUUCCUUCGAGAGAAGCAUAACGCAUAACAUGAAGAAGAGUGAGAAGCUGAAAAUCGUGACAAACUUAUGGAGAGUCUUCUUUCGGCCAAACAGUCUCUACGAAAUUGCAGGGCAUAAAAAUGAAGUUUUGAACCUGUACAGAAUUUUGAGGAAGCUCUUUCCAGAAACAGGCGUACAGACACCCUCCUCCAAUGGAAGGUCAACCUCCCCAAAGAGACGUGGCCAAGGAGAAGAUCCAUCAGACAUGCAUCAAGAGAGAACCAAAAUCAUAUUUUUAGUCUACCCCCCCAACUGUGGAGUAAAGAGAUUAGUAGAGCUCAUCUGCUACGCCUGUGAUUUAUGUCCAAUAUACGAGAGCAAAGUGCAGAAGUACAAAAAUAUAAACUAUUUUUUUAAAUACACACAUGGGUUGAAACCGAUAUCUAUAUAUAACGCUAAUAAGUUAGACAAAAAUGCUCUAAACGAAUUGAACGAUCGGAAUGAUAUCAGCAUUUGCAUGUAUGAGGACAAGGAUUACGUGAUGAAUAGCUUAUCCAGUUUCUCCUUCCCUCUGUUGGAUAACAUAAACCAUGUGCUUAUUAAAUUUGGCGUUCCUUCCAGAGAUGCUUUAUUUUACAGAUGCUUCUCUGUCUGUUCUUGUGUUAUAAAAAAUUUGAAUAAAGGACUCUUUAGGAUAUUUUUUGAGACAUGUCGGUUGAAGGAUUUUUCCUACUCUAUCGAAAGCGUCUACAGUAAGAUGCACCUCGUCGCUUCGUAUGUCAAUUAUAUGCAGCGGGGGAGGGAUGCACUCUGUGUUAGCGCCCAGGAGCGAGGAGUGAAGACAGCGGACGAAUCUGUCUUUAACUUCCCCAAUGAUGUGUUGCAGGAGUAUAUAUUGAACCAUCUCAUGAAUCGAUUCUUUAUGAGCAACUAUGACGAGGUGGAGCUCGCGCUGAGCGGCAAGAUAAGCGGCAAGUUAGGAAGCGAAUUAGGAAGCGAAUUAGGAAACGAAUUAGGAAACGAAUUAGGCGACGAAUUAACAAACCAGUUAGACGACGAGUUCGGCGGCGCGGCGAAAUACUUGCGCAGCAAUGGGCCAACGGUUUGCCACACGCGCGACCACACGUACAGGGAUAACAGGACAACUCGCCAGACAAACGCAAAUGUGAUGAAGAGGCUAAACGAAGACUAUUACUUCUUUAGAGGAUUCGACGUGGAGGACAUACGCAGUCUGGUCCACGACUGGUAUGAUAAGAUGCACAUACAGGACGAGAAAUUAAAUUUCGACUUAACAAUAAAAAGGAAUAGCAACUUACUGCAGGAUAGGAGCGAUUAUUUGUAUAUGGACGACGGGGCCAAGCGGGACAGAGAGCGCAUUCUUAUUAAAGUCUUGGAGCUUUUUUUAUACGCCUCCAUUUUGGUCAAGUCAGAUGAUAUUAACAUAAAUUUGAUUUCCGUCGAUAUGGCCGUGUACUGGAGGAAAUACCUCUUCAUGAGUCCUUCCUUCCGGCUGGCGUGGCGCGGCAGGGGAGGUGGCACAGAAGGGGGCAGAAAAAGUGUCACAGAAGACGCCAUAGAAUGCGGCAUAGAAAGCAGCAUAGACAGCGGCAUAGACAGCGGCAUAGAAAGCGGCAGUAGGGGAGACAUACGAGACGGCCUAGAAGGUGGCAUUGGGGACGGAAGACGAGGCAAUCGAGGGGGCGGGAAAAACCUGGCGGCACGGCAAAAGGGCGAAGAAUGCGUCGCCCCCCUAACAAGACGAAGCAACAACAACUUCAUCAACGAGACGAAGGUGAAAGACCACUUGAAGGGGAAGAUGGACAAGUGCAACAAAAUAUUCUGCGAGAAGGUGAAGAAGUAUCGGAGCCUGAUGGCGCACUUCGGAUGCCCCUUCAACUUCUCCUCCGCCGGCAUCGUGUACGACUUUCUUCAGAACAGCAAGGUGGCGAAUUUGUCUCCCCGCAGGCGUGGUGACGCGGGGCGGUGA